CGGAGAAUGGCGGAGGCCAGCGCGCUUGAGGAGCUCCAGACGGAGCUCACCUGCCCGGUGUGCCUGGAGCUGUUCCGGGACCCGGUCAUCCUGGAGUGCGGCCACCACUUCUGCCAGGUGUGCAUCGUCCAGUGCUGGGAGGCCAAGGCGGACGAGCUGUCGAGUUGCCCGAAGUGCCGAAAGUCGUGCGCCCGCAGGCUCAGACCCAACUCGCUGCUGUGCAACGUGGUGGACAGCGUGCGCAGAGUGCGCGCCAUGGACGAGGCGGCGGCAGCUGGGGGGGGGCCCUCGGGCUGGGAGAACUGCGCGUCCCCGGAGGUGGCCGAGGAGCGCGAGCCCGGCUCCAGCAUGAGCAGCGUGGCCUCGUCCGUCGGACACUGGCCGCACUUCGGGAUGGACAUGUGCGAGGAGCACGAGGAGAAGCUGAAGCUGUACUGCGAGGACGACCAGCUCCCCAUCUGCCUGGUGUGCGGCAUGUCCCGGGACCACAAGACCCACAACGUCAUCCCCAUCACGGAGGCCUUUGAGAACUACAGGGACAAGCUGACCGUGGCUCUGGAGAGGGUCCAGCUACAGACUGAGGACGCCACGCUCUUCCAGAGGCAGACCAACGAAAAGAUCCUUCUCAUCAAGGAGCGAGCGGGAGAUCUGGAAGAGCAGGUCACUGCAGAGUUCAGCCGCCUGAGGGAGUUCCUGCUCCAGGAGGAGGAGCGCAUCAAGGAAAAGCUGCAGAAGGAGAAAGAGGAGAAGCUCGGCCAGCUGGAGGAAGGGCUCACGCAGGCCACCGAGCAAAUUAGCCAGCUGGAGAGCACCGCGGAAAAGCUUCGCCUCAAACUGAGGGAGGAGGAAAAUCCAGAGCAGCUCAAGGGAAUCAAAGAUUUCAUCGGAGGGGCUGAGAGCCUGUUUGAGCGCCCCCCAGAGGUGGCCGUGGAUCUGCAGUCAGGGGAGUUCCUGGGACCUCUGCAGUACAGAACGUGGAGGAAAAUGAGCUCCAUUUUUCAACCAGCUGUCUCCGCGGUGACCCUUGACCCCGACACGGCCUACCCCCGUCUGUGGGUGUCUGCCUGUGGCACCAGCGUCCAGGUGGGAAAGGUCCAGACCAACCUGCCCAACAACCCGGAGCGCUUCACCCGCUACAACAUCGUCCUGGGCUCUGAGGCCUUCUCCUCGGGCAGACACUACUGGGAGGUGGAGGUGGGAGGCAAGACGGCGUGGGGUCUGGGGGUGGCCAGAGCCUCCGUCAACAGGAAGGAGGAGAUCAGCCUGUGCCCAGACGAUGGUUUCUGGACCAUGGUGCGGCGGGACAGGGGCAACGGCACCAGCGAGUACGAAGCCUGCACGGAUUCAGACGAGAGCCUGAUAUACCCCCCCAAAGCCCCCAAGAGGGUGGGCGUCUAUCUAGACUACGGGCGCGGGGAAGUGGCUUUCUACGAUGCUGGAGACAUGAGCCACCUCUUCACCUUCUACGAUGCAAAGUUCCAGGAGCCUGUUUUCCCCUACUUCAAUCCCUGGCCGAUCAUUAACGGACAAAACCGAGAGCCUCUAACCAUCGUCACACCACACUGGGGAUGA
Molecule: messenger RNA, 1572 nt
Organism: Menidia menidia (Atlantic silverside)
Lineage: Eukaryota; Metazoa; Chordata; Actinopteri; Atheriniformes; Atherinopsidae
Source: the annotation of a GenBank genome assembly